This is a messenger RNA of Varanus komodoensis (Komodo dragon), 1459 nucleotides long. RefSeq names its product transducin beta like 2 (gene TBL2). The coding region runs from base 24 to 1379 and encodes 451 amino acids. The record is from RefSeq and is a predicted model, not a curated record. Gene Ontology annotation, biological process: endoplasmic reticulum unfolded protein response. Lineage: Eukaryota; Metazoa; Chordata; Lepidosauria; Squamata; Varanidae. The transcript is spliced from 7 exons. Gene Ontology annotation, cellular component: endoplasmic reticulum. Gene Ontology annotation, molecular function: protein binding.
GGCUUAGCCGUGGCGGCGGGAAGAUGGAGGCGACCGCGCUGGCCGCGUCGGGCCCUCUGGCGGCGCUGACGGUGCUGCUCGGCGGCCUCGUGCUUGCGGCGCUGCUGCUGCUGGUGCUGGGGAAGGGGCGGGGGACGCGGCUCGGCGCGGAGAAGGACGCGGAGCCCCGCGAGGAUCUGAAUGUGAACAGCAGCAUGCCCAGCAAAACCUCAGGCCUGAAGCAGAAGCAGCACCAGCGAAUCCGGAAAGAGAAACCCCAGCAGCAUGCCUUCGCGCACCCGCUCCUGGCAGCAGUCCUCAAGGGCCACAGCGGGAGCGUCACCUGCCUCGACUUCAGCAGCAACGGGAAAUACCUGGCAUCCUGCUCUGACGACCGCACAGUGCGUGUCUGGAGCACCAAGGACUUCUUGGAGCGGGAGCAUCGCUCCUUGCGGGCCAACGUGGAGCUGGAUCAUGCCACCCUGGUCCGCUUCUACCCGGACUCCAGAGCUUUCAUUGUCUGGCUUGCCAACGGUGAGACCCUCCGGUUCUUUAAGAUAGCGAAGAAAGAGGAUGGCAGCAUGACAUAUGUGGCAGUUCCAGAAGAGUUUCCAAAGCAUCACAAAGGCCCCAUCAUCAACAUUGAAGUGGCUGACACAGGGAAAUACAUCAUGACAGCCUCAAGUGACACGACCAUCUUGAUCUGGGACCUGAAGGGGGAUGUCUUGGCCACCAUCAACACCAAUCAGAUGCACAACACCUUCGCAACUGUGUCCCCAUGUGGGAGGUUUGUCGCCUCAUGUGGCUUCACCCCCGAUGUGAAGGUGUGGGAAGUGUGUUUCAGCAAGAGUGGGGAAUUCCGGGAGGUGACCAGGGCCUUUGAGCUGAAGGGACACACUGCUGGUGUGUACUCCUUCUCUUUCUCCAAUGACUCCAGACGGAUGGCAACUGUGUCGAAGGACGGCACGUGGAAACUGUGGGACACAGAUGUGGAGUACAAGAAGCAGCAGGAUCCGUACCUGCUGCUGACAGGGAAGUGUGAGGUGGCGGAGCCGUGCCGCAUCGCCCUGGCGCCCGAUGCCCGCGCUCUGGCCAUCUCCUGCGGCACCAGCAUCUUUGUUUACAACACCCAGAGGGGUGAGGAGGAGGAGCGCUUCGAAGCUGUCCAUGGGGAGCACAUCACAGACUUGGCUUUCGAUGUGAACAGCUGCUUCUUGGUGUCCUGUGGGGACCGAGCCAUCCGUGUCUUCCACAACACGACUGGCUACCGGGCUGUGGUGGAGGAAAUGAAAGGCCUGCUCAGAAAGGCGACCAGCGAGGCCACCAAACAAAGACUGCAGCAACAGAUCACGCAGGCGCAGAGUGCCUUGAGCAGCAUCUAUGGCAAGAGCAAAGACUGAGCUCCCACUUCCAGGAGGGCAGCCUUGGGGCUAGGAUUUUAAUCACUGGGGGUGAGAGCAAAUAAAAACCGUUUUGCACA